GUCCCUGCGCUGGCGCCGUACCAGUGGUGCUCGCCGCCGCUGCCCCGUGGCUGCCGUGACAACAGGGGGAGCCGGCCCGGCCGGCGCAGUGAUUCGGGCGGCCCGCCCGUCGUGACGGUAGCAUGCAUUAGCGCCGGAGGCGGGGAUGUGGCCUGUCCCCUAGCCGGCAGCCGGGAGGGCCAGCCCUGGGCCGGGGCAGGGAUGCGCCAUGGCUUCGGUGAAGGUGGCUGUCCGAGUCCGGCCGCUGAACCGCAGGGAAAAGGACCUGGAUGCUAAAUUUAUUAUUUCAAUGGAAAAAAAUAAAACAACGAUCACAAAUAUAAAGAUACCAGAAGGAGGAACUGGUGACCUAGGAAGAGAACGGACGAAAACAUUUACCUACGACUUCUCUUAUUUCUCAGCAGAUAGUAAAAGUCCUACCUAUGUGUCUCAAGAAGUGGUUUUCAGAAAUCUUGGCACAGAUGUUCUUGCAUCUGCUUUUGAAGGUUAUAAUGCUUGUAUUUUUGCAUAUGGACAGACUGGAUCUGGGAAGUCCUACACUAUGAUGGGAAAUGCUGGUGAUGCUGGUUUAAUACCUAGAAUUUGUGAAGGAUUAUUUAACAGAAUAAAUGAAAAAAUAAGAUGGAAUGAAGCAUCCUUUCGAACAGAAGUCAGUUAUCUGGAAAUCUAUAAUGAACGUGUGAGAGAUCUGCUGAGGCGGAAAUCAUCAAAAACGUAUAAUUUAAGAAUACGAGAGCAUCCGAAAGAAGGGCCUUAUGUUGAGGAUUUGUCCAAACAUUUAGUACAAAAUUACAGCGAUGUAGAGGAACUUAUGGAAGCAGGAAACAUAAAUCGAACCACUGCUGCAACUGGAAUGAAUGAUGUUAGCAGCAGGUCUCAUGCCAUUUUCACGAUCAACUUCACUCAGGCUAAAUUUGAUGCUGAAAUGCCUUGUGAGACUGUUAGCAAGAUCCAUUUGGUAGAUCUUGCUGGAAGUGAGAGAGCAGAUGCCACCGGUGCUACAGGGGUUAGAUUAAAGGAAGGAGGGAAUAUUAACAAAUCUCUAGUUACUCUGGGAAAUGUCAUUUCUGCCUUAGCUGAUUUAUCUCAGGAUGCAACAAAUCCUCUUGCAAAGAAGAAGCAAGUAUUUGUGCCUUACAGGGACUCUGUGUUGACUUGGCUGUUGAAAGAUAGCCUAGGAGGAAACUCUAAAACGAUAAUGAUUGCCACUAUUUCACCUGCUGAUGUCAAUUAUGGAGAAACCUUAAGUACACUUCGCUAUGCAAAUAGAGCCAAAAACAUCAUCAACAAGCCUACUAUUAAUGAGGAUCCUAACGUCAAACUAAUUCGUGAGCUGAGAGCUGAAAUAGCCCGAUUAAAAACCUUGCUUGCUCAAGGGAAUCAGAUUGCACUCUUGGAUUCUCCAACAGCUUUAAGUAUGGAGGAGAAGCUUCAGCAGAAUGAAGCAAGAGUACAAGAGCUGACCAAAGAGUGGACAAACAAGUGGAAUGAAACCCAAAAUAUUUUAAAAGAACAAACCUUAGCCCUUAGGAAAGAAGGAAUUGGUGUCGUUUUAGAUUCGGAACUGCCUCACCUCAUUGGCAUUGAUGAUGAUCUUCUCAGUACUGGGAUCAUCUUGUAUCACUUGAAGGAGGGCCAAACGUAUGUCGGCAGAGAAGAUGCUGCCACAGAACAGAAUAUUGUUCUUCAUGGCGUUGAUUUGGAAAGUGAGCACUGCGUGUUUGAAAAUCUCAGCGGUACAGUGAAUUUAAUACCACUGAAUGGAGCACAGUGUUCUGUGAAUGGAAUUCAGAUUACAGAGGCCACCCAACUAAACCAAGGUGCUGUUAUAUUACUUGGGAGAACCAAUAUGUUUCGCUUUAAUCAUCCCAAGGAAGCUGCCAAACUGAGGGAAAAAAGAAAGAGUGGACUACUGUCUUCCUUCAGUUUAUCUAUGACAGAUCUUUCAAAAUCUUGUGAGAACCUCUCAGCUGUCAUGCUUUAUAAUCCAGGUCUGUUCCCUGUAAAAGGACCAAUCUGUCUAAGACUAGAAUUUGAGAGACAACAACGAGAGGAACUAGAAAAAUUAGAAAGUAAAAGGAAGCUGAUAGAAGAAAUGGAAGAAAAACAAAAAUCUGACAAGGCAGAACUAGAAAGAAUGCAGCAAGAGGUGGAGUCACAGCGCAAGGAAACAGAAAUAGUACAACUAGAAAUACGAAAACAGGAAGAGAGCCUGAAACGGCGAAGCGUUCACAUUGAAAGCAGGUUAAAAGACUUGCUGGCUGAAAAAGAGAAAUUUGAAGAAGAAAGACUACGGGAACAGCAGGAGAUAGAACUUCAGAAAACGAAACAACAGGAAGAAAUUUUUGCUCGAGUUAAAGAAGAACUGCAACGCUUGCAAGAACUUAAUAAUAAUGAAAAAGUUGAGAAAAUGCAGAUUUUUAGAGAACUAGAAAAACUUAAAAAGGAAAAAGAUGAACAGUACAUCAAGCUGGAAUUUGAAAAAAAGAGGCUCGAAGAACAAGAAAGGGAGCAAGUGAUGCAAGUGGCUCACCUAGAAGGACAGCUUCGAGAGAAACAGGUCAUGAUACAGCUACUCAAAAGAGGGGAUGUGCAAAGGGUUGAAGAAGAGAAAAGAGAACUUGAAGAUAUUAGAGAAUCUCUCUUGAGGGUCAAGGAAGCUAAAUCUGAAGGUGACGAAGACAGUGAAGAAUUAGAAAAAGCACAGCAUAAUUUCAUGGAUUUUAAAAGAAAGCAAUUAGAACAGUUAACUAUUUUGGAGAAAGACUUAUUUCAACAAAGGGAUCAUCUAGAAAAGGAAGUAGCAGAUGAACAUGAAGCUCUGGACCGUUUAAAAUAUGCACACAAAGAACGGUUAAACCUCCUCAAGAAAGAUGAUGAAAACAUUGUGGAUGCUGCACUGAUGGUUGAAGAAUUUGACAAAAUAAAGCCAGCAGAAUACAGGCUACAGUAUAAAGAGCGCCAGCUUCAAUACCUGAUGCAUAAUCACUUGCCAGCUUUGUUGGAAGAAAAACAGAGAGCUUCUGAAGUCCUUGAUAGAGGUCUGCUAGGGUUAGACAAUACUCUUUAUCAAGUUGAGAAAGAAAUGGAAGAAAAAGAAGAACAGCUUGUGCAAUAUAGAGUCAGCACUAACCAGCUGCAGCAACUCCAAGAAACAUUUGAAUUUACAGCCAACGUAGCUCGUCAAGAGGAAAAAGUUCGGAAAAAAGAAAAAGAAAUUCUUGAAUCAAGGGAAAAACAGCAGAGAGAGGCACUGGAGCAAGCAGUAGCUAAGUUGGAAAGGAGACACUCUGCUUUGCAGCGUCGUUCCACAAUAGAUGUUGAAAUUGAAGAGCAAAAACAAAAACUUGCAAUUCUGAACAGCAGCUGCAGUGAACAGGCAGGUCUGCAGGCUAGUCUAGAAGCUGAACAAAAAGCCCUGGAACAGGAUAGAGAAAGACUGGACCAGGAAAUUCAACAGUUGAAGCAGAAGAUAUAUGAAGGUGAUGGUGUACAAAAAGGGUAUCAUGGAACAGUAGAGGACAGACUCCCUCUCACCAAUUCCCCUACCAGCCCUGCAAAGUCACAGACUCAUUUUAUCCCACUGGUUGAUGACAGAAUAAAUGCAUUAAUUGAAGAAGAAGUGCAAAGGCGUCUUCAGAAUAUUCACCACACAUCUGAAAAUAACAGUAUGGGCCGAUCUCAGCCUACAGAAAUUCUAAAGGAUAAUGAAACACUUCAUAAUGGUACUGUUCAACGGAAGUUGAAGUAUGAGCGGAUGGUCUGUCGCUCUCUGGGAGCAAAUCCAGAUGACCUAAAGGACCCAAUUAAAAUUAGCAUUCCACGCUAUGUCCUUUGUGGGCAGGGAAAAGAUGAGCACUAUGAGUUUGAAAUAAAGAUAACAGUCCUGGAUGAGACCUGGACAGUAUUCAGGCGGUACAGUCGUUUUCGAGAAAUGCAUAAAACUUUAAAGUUAAAAUACCCAGAGCUUGCAACUUUAGAAUUCCCUCCAAAGAAGCUGUUCGGAAACAAGGAUGAAAGAGUGAUCGCGGAACGGCGGAGUCACUUAGAGAAAUACCUCAGGAACUUUUUCUGCAUGAUGCUCAAGUCUCCAUCAUCUCCAUUACACAUCGAUAAAGUGGGACCAAUCCUGUCAAAACACACCAUCUGUGAGUUCUCACCAUUCUUCAAGAAAGGAGUGUUUGACUACAGCAGCCAUGGGACCGGCUAACUAUGUGCCCAGGACUCUUUGCCAGUGGAGCAGAAUCCAAAGCUGUGCCUUCCAUUCUGUGGUGUCAGAAAAAUGCAAAUAAAGACUCAAUCUCCAUGCCUGAAAAUUUCCAUCUGAAAUUUUGCCAGUUAAAAACAGAUAUGCAACAAUGCUGACCUUCAUCCUUUAGCGGUUGUCGUAUUUAGUGCCUGCAUUUUCUUGGCAUGGAAUAUACAAACAUUUGUUAGCGCUAGUUGCUCUGGUAAUGAUGUACAAAAAUUCUAAUUCUCAUGCUGUGUUGGGAUCCACUCAUUAGUGAAAGUGCUUCCUUUACAUUUGCUCAGACAAUUCAUUAUAGUACUGCAAGAUUAUCUCCUGUUUACUGUGGUUAUGUAGUCAUAAGGGGAGUUUUUCUAAUGUUCAGUUUCCACCAAGCUGUUUCUUAAGAUUAUUUCCUGUUUUUCAUUUCCCCUUAACAUAGUGUGGCAUUUGAGAUGAUACUCACGCUCCAUUGGUAUUUAUUUAUCCCAAGAAGCACAGUUUAACUAUUUGAUUGUACAGUGUUCCUUAUAAGAAUCAAAGGACCUGUGACUUGAACAUUUACAAAAUAUGUACUGCAGAGGAUUUUAAUUCAAACUCUGUAAAAGUCUUCCACGCUUGAUUAUACAGAUGCCGAAUGAAUCACUUGCCAUUAAUUAAAAGAAAGGAAACAAUAGUUAUUCAAGAAUGAGGUCAGCAUCUUUUCUCAUUGUCUAAUGACCCGGAAUGUAACUGUAUAUUGUGCACUUUACAGAGCUCUCAGCAAUGCACAGAACUAAGGUAAAAUGCUAUAUAUUUUGGAAUAGAUGGUUUCUUCACAGUAGAGUAACACCUAUCUGAAUUUUAGUUGCACAAAUUAGAAUUUACGAGGUUUUACUCAUACUUUAAAAUUACUCAGGACUUGUUUAGAAUUGCACAUGUAUAUACAGUAUAGUAUCCAUUUUGUAUUACUAUGGAACAAAAAACCAACAAUAUUAACUGGAAUGAGGACAUGUACAGGUUAUAUAUAAUAGAUUGUGUAAAAAGUAGAGCUGUCAAGUGAUUAAAAAUGUAUCACAAUUAAUCACACUGUUAACAACAGAAUACCAUUUAUUGAAAUAUUUGUGGAUGUUUUCUACAUUUUCAAAUAUAUUGAUUUCAAUUACAACACAGAAUACAAAGUGUACUGUGUUCACUUAAUUUAUUACAAAUAUUUGCACUGUAAAAAACACAAUAAAUGGUAUUUUUCAGUUCAUCUCAUACAAGUAGUGUACUGCAGUCUCUUCAUCAUGAAAGUUGAAAUUACAAAUGUAGAAUUAUGUACGAAAAAUAACCGCAUUCAAAAAUAAAAUAAUGUAAAACUUUAGAGCCUACAAGUCCACUCCUACUUCAACCAAUCACUCAGACAAACAAGUUUGGUUACAAUUUUCAGGAGAUACUGCUGCCUGCUUCUUGUUCACAAUGUCACCUGAAAGUGAGAACAGGCGUUCACAUGGCACUGUUGUAACAGGCGUCGCAAGAUAUUUACGUGCCAGAUGCGCUAAAGAUUCAUAUGUCCCUUCAUGCUUCAACCAUCAUUCCCGUAAAUAUAAACAAACUUGUUUGUCUUAGCGAUUGGCUGAACAAGAAGUAGGACUGAGUGGACUUGUAGACUCUAACAUUUUACCUUGUUUGGGUUUUGAGUGCAGUUAUGUAACAAAAAAAAAUCUACAUUUGUAAGUUACACUUUCAUGAUAAAGAGAUUGCACUACACUACUUAUAUGAGAUGAAUUGAAAAAUACUGUUUCUUUUGUUUAGAUUUUUGAAGUGCAAAUCAUAGAAUAUCAGGGUUGGAAGGGACCUCAGGAGGUCAUCUAGUCCAACCCCCUGCUCAAAGCAGGACCAAUCUCCAAUUUUUGCUCCAGAUCCCAAACGGCCCCCUCAAGGAUUGAACUCACAACCCUGGGUUUAGCAGGCCAAUGCUCAAACCACUGAGCUAUCCCUCCCCCCAAAUAUUUGUAAUAAAAAAUGACAGUGAGCACUGUACAUUUUGUAUUCUGUGUUGCAUAAGAAAUCAAUAUAUUUGUAAAUGUAGAAAAACAUCCCAAAAUAUGUAAUGAAUUUCAGUUGGUAUUCUAUAGUUUAACAGUGCAAUUGAUCACGGUUACUUUUUUUGAGUUAAUCGAGUGAGUUAAUUGCGCUUAAUCGAGAGCCCUAGUAAAAAGCAGACUCAAACAACUUUCAGAUAUUAAAAUGUGUCAUAAAAUAGGUUUUCAUGCUCACUUCCAUGACUAUAAAAAGUGCCAUCUGGUUAAUCAGAACUACAAUAUGAGUUUCCAUAUGUUAGGUCAUGGAAUCAUAGAAUAUCAGGGUUGGAAGGGACCUCAGGAGGUCAUCUAGUCCAACCCCCUGCUCAAAGCAGGACUUAUCCCCAACUAAAUCAUCUCAGCUAGGGCUUUGUCAAGACUGACCUUAAAAACCUCUAAGGAAGGAGAUUCCACCACCUCCCUAGGUAACACAUUCCAGUGCUUCACCACCCUCCUAGUGGAAAAGUUUUUCCUAAUAUCCAAUCUAAACCUCCCCCACUGCAACUUGAGACCAUUACUCCUUGUUCUGUCAUCUGCUACCACUGAGAGCAGUCUAGAUCCAUCCUCUUUGGAACCCCCUUUCAGGGAGUUGAAAGCAGCUAUCAAAUCCCCCCUCAUUCUUCUCUUCCGCAGACUAAACAAUCCCAGUUCCCUCAGCCGCUCCUCAUAAAUCAUGUGUUCCAGUCCCCUAAUCACUUUUGUUGCCCUCCGCUGGACGCUUUCCAAUUUUUCCACAUCCUCCUUGUAGUGUAGGUCAAAUUAGCCAUUCUACUUUAUAUUGUGUGAAAUGGUCGUACAAUUAAACCUGGCCUGACAAAGUUGACAAUGUGUAUUUGACAGUCCAAAUUGUGACAACAUUAGCAUUAUAAAUACAAGGAGAAAAAGUGAAGACUACACAUUUGUAUUCAAUGAUUGUGACAGUUCCUAUUUUAGAAACCUUGCAAACUUAAAAGAUUAUGUGAAUAAAUAGAAUUGUUCUAAUAAGAUGCACAUCUAUUAGUGCAUAUUCCAGUUAGUAAAUAUGAGCAUUAGGGUUAAAUUUUUAAAAGCACCUAAGUGAUUCAGAGACUUAAGUCCCAUUUUUAAAAGCGACUUAGGAGCCUAAAGGUAUGUCUACAUUGCAAAUGGAAAAGUGGAAGUGAGUUUGAGCCCAGGUCAAGUGACUCUGGCUUGCACUACAGAGCUAAAAACAGCUGUGUAGACAUUCCCGCUUGGGUUGGAGCCUGGACUCUGACACCUGCUGAGGGGAAUUGGUCAACGAGCCCAGAUUCCAGCCCAAAUGGGAAUGUCUACAGUGCUAUUUUUAGCCCUAUAGCGCAAGCCCCACACCCUAGUCAGUUAACAGGGCUUUGAUAGCCACUGCUACAGGUGGUGGUUUGUUUUCUUUGUGAAGUAUAGAUAUACCAUAAGUCUUACUGAAAGUCAAGAGGAUUUAGGAACCUGUCACAUUUGAAAAUGGCACCUAGGUCUCUAAAUCAUUUAGCUGCUUUUGAAAAUUUUACCCUAAAGCUCAUUGCAAAAGGAAGACAUUUUUUUUCUUCUUUGCAAUAAAAUAUUAUUUUAUAGGCAGUUUCUGUAAAAUAAUUUAAACAAGGUGGUUUUAAAAUAGAAUAUACUUUACUGCAUGCCAUUUAUAUGAAAGAAGCUGAUGUACCAAAGAACCCUUUUUACUUGCUUUAUUAUACCAGUUUCUGCAAACUUACUGCACAGAUUACCUGUAGUGCUCUUUAGGUUCAUCAAAGUGCUUUCCCUUUAAAAAUAGCAAUGAAGACGUACUUCUCAGGCCUUCCUGGGUGCAAUUGUGAUGGGCCACGCACAAAAUAUAUGCCUAUUGCAAGAGCUGGAGAGAUGCCCAUAGGUAAGUCACAUGUUUCACAUCAUUUUAGAUUUUGAAAACUAUGUAAAAACAAGAAUCACUUAUGGAAUACUGUCAUACCAAAAUCUGAAUUAAAAAACUUGGCGAUAUUCCAAUACAGACCCAAAUUAGUGCAUAUAGAGCCAGACUCUCAACAGAUCUACAGCUGUGUCAGUAGAGUGAUGCUGAUUUACACCAGCUAGGGAUCUGGCCCAUAGCGUUGAAUGUGCGUAACAAACAUAACAGAAUAAAAACUAACCACAUACUUGUUUUUAAUUUCAAAAUAUGUCAUCAGUUUGGAAGCUAUAUGAGUAAAUGUGGUGGUGUUAAAAGGCAUAAUGAGACCAGUGGUUGGAAACUGAAGCAAGACCAAUCCAAACUAGAAAUAAGGCACAGAUUUUUAACAGUAAGGCUAAUUAACCAUUAGAAUAACUUACCCAGGGAUUUGGUGGAUUCUCCAUCACUUAGUCUUUAAAUCCAGACUGGGUAUCUUUCCAAAAUAGAGGCUAUAUCUCAUAAAAGUUGUGACAGAAUCUGCAGUUUCUAUGGUCCGUGUUAUGCAGGAGGUCAGACUAGAUGAUCAUAGUGGUCCCUUUGGCCCUAUAAUCCAUGAAUCUGUUCUCUGUGGAUAGUGAUGUAAGUUUCAAAACCACUGGGGGACGGGGGGAGCUAAGGUCCUUAUUAAAGGAAAGGAAUGGCACUAUGUUUUCACUGCCUGGACAAUUAAGCAUUCAGGCCCAGAUUCAGCAACCACUGAAGCAGACAUUUAACUUUGAUCACAUGAGUAAUCUAUUGACUUCAGUGGGUCUACUUACAUGCUUUAAGCAAAGUGCGUUUAAGUGCUUUACUGAAUCGGGGCCCUACUUUUGACACUGGUUAAUUGAAGUUGUGUGCCUCCAUUCAAUGCAUUGUACUACAAGGAAUCACAUCCUGGCCAACACGACAGACACUUUGUGCCAGCAGGGCUGCACAAAGGGGCCGCAAAGAUGCCUUAAAUUUGCACCUGAGCUGCUCAGUCAAGAAUUGAGAAGCACUAGUCAAAGCCAAAGAGCAGCCUCCACGCUGGGCUGACUCAGUCCCAAGGACGUCACCUGAGACCCAUACUGCCUGUUUAAUGGCUGCUGCUGAACCUCCUCCAGGCUCAAUUUACCCCGAUCACAUCACCUGCAACAGAGGGCAUGAAAUGAAUUCUGCUUGUGUCAGCAGCUGUUGCUCCUGAGCCACCUUCACACAUGCCCACACAACCAAUGAUGAGACAGCCUGUUAGGAAGGGAACAAAAGAGAGUCUGCCCGUUAGCAACAAGACAGUGUUAUAUUCUACCCCUAGUUUGAGGGACCCCCCCCAAAAGCCCAGAGGCUCCAGCCUAUGUGAGACAGGUUUUAAGGUGGGUACAGACAAAAUAACUCUUCAUUUCUUUGCCAGAAUUGUUGGGAAAAAAAUUUGCCCCUACAUAAUCUCUAUGAAGGUUUCUGUUGUCUCCGUCUCUUGCCAUUUUGAGACAAAGCAUAGAGAGGAGAGAAAUUUGUAGAACUUUGCUCGUUACUUUUAUUAACACUCUUGGAAAUGGUGAUUACAGUUUUGAAAUUAAAAAAGAGGAGAGUUUUAUAUCUUAAGACAUUAACGGUUCAUCUUUCCCAAAGAGAUUCAACCCCAUACUUUUCCACUUAAAUCAUUGAGACUUCAGUAAUACUGAUGCAGAAUUUGCCAUUGUCUGUUAUCUAAACUUUGUAUUCUAUAUGAGAAUAAGGAAGAUGUUAUCUUAGAUUAUGAUAGGGCCUGACAGCUUUUUUCUCCAUCUUUAAUUGAAGACCAAAAC
Molecule: messenger RNA, 9945 nt
Organism: Chelonia mydas (Green sea turtle)
Lineage: Eukaryota; Metazoa; Chordata; Testudines; Cheloniidae
Gene: KIF16B
Product: kinesin family member 16B
Exons: 27
Coding region: 209-4210 (1333 amino acids)
Biological process (GO): microtubule-based movement
Molecular function (GO): microtubule binding; ATP binding; phosphatidylinositol binding
Source: RefSeq, a predicted model, not a curated record